Symsagittifera roscoffensis is the source of this 1422-nucleotide messenger RNA. RefSeq lists its product as uncharacterized. Lineage: Eukaryota; Metazoa; Xenacoelomorpha; Acoela; Convolutidae. The coding region runs from base 528 to 998 and encodes 156 amino acids. Gene Ontology annotation, biological process: actin filament depolymerization; actin filament severing. Gene Ontology annotation, cellular component: cytoplasm; actin cortical patch; actin cytoskeleton. The transcript has 4 exons. Gene Ontology annotation, molecular function: actin filament binding. The record is from RefSeq and is a predicted model, not a curated record.
UUGCGAUUUGGUCAUAUUUGCGCUUGCUGUAUUCAGUAGAAGUACAUUUGAAUGCAAACUUGGUGACAUCUGAUUUUUGCGUUGUUAUAAAAUUAAACUGCUGCUUUGGAUUAGAGUAGAAUUAGAAUCAUUGCCUUGGUUGGAAUCGAAAGCGCCUGCCUGGUACACACAACAAGUAGACAUAGAAAUUGUUGAGACAUUCACAUCCAAACUAAGCAUUUGCUCCGUGCUUGCUUUUCGAGAGCAAAUAAGUCUAGUUGACUGGCUCAAUUUAAACUUCCAACGGCUAAAACGCGCUGCAGAUCACAUCACAUUGGCAUCAAAAGUUAGUAAUACUAGUAGAUAUAAUAGUUAGACAUAUUAUAAAACAACUUGCGAACUAAGUUUGCCCAGAGAAACUUCACAUCCGAUCCCAUUCUGCCGUGUUUUGGUGCAAUCGUUGCUAACCAACAAGAACGACACUACAGAGCAGCUGCAACUUAAUUAACCUCUAGAACCUACAACAAUCUAGACCGAGUAGAUCCAAAAUGUCCAGUGGAAUUGGAGUGAGCCAUGACAUCAUUAAGGAGUACAAUGACUUCAAGAUGAAGAGUGCGGCGGAGAACCCGGUGUGUAUGGUGUUCAAACUGAGUGAUGAUCUGAAGGAGAUUUUGAUGGACUCGGAGUUGAAUGCCCUAGUGCCCAAGGUGGACAAGAAGUCGGACGACGAGCAGCUCAACAGGACUCACCUUGACUUCCUCAAGGAGCAACUAGUAGACGCGGAGCCGCGAUUCAUCGUGUUCGACUUCCGAUUCACCCGUCCUGACGGCACACCCACCGACAAGAUCGGCUACAUGUUCUGGUGUUCAGACAACGCCCCAGUGAAGAAGAGGAUGACAUAUGCAUCCACCAACACCGUCCUCAAGAAGAAACUCGAGUGCGGCGCAGAGUUCCAGGUUAACGACAAGGCUGACAUGGACUACAAUGAUUUCAAGUCGGAUCUAAACAAGAACAAGUAGACAAGAUGAGAUGAGCGAAGAUGAAGUAACGACUGGCCACGACAGGAGAGGAGCUACCUAACCUGUCGCUGUACCAACAAAAACAACAUCCAAUACAUUCCCCAAAAACAACAACAACUGACACACUCUAGUAAUUUGUGAAACGCAAUGGGCUGCUUCAUUAGCAGCUGCAGCAAUUCACAUAAUUUAAAAAAAUCGAAAAUCGCUUCUGGCGAGUCUAUCCAUAUCUUAUCAGCGAAUAAGAACGAUUAAUUACGAUCAAGUACGCGUGCUAGUUGAUGCAGCAGCCCAUUUGAUGAUGUCAAGUAAAAGUGUAAAGUGAUAAUAAAUGCACAAAAGAUCUUUCUUUGCAUACGGUAUUGUAAUGAAUUCUGCUAGUUUCUCUGACACUUUUUUUAAUUUGCGGAAUAAACUAUUAUUUUAA